AUGUCUCGAAUUUCACCAAUGCUUCUGAAGAGAGCUGCUUUCUCAACCAGUUCGGGGGGUUUCAAUGCUACGGCAGGAAAAGGCUCAACUUUACAAAACGCACUCUCCAAAAGAGCUGCCAGGUAUUCAUGGACUAAAGAAGAAUUACGUGAUAUUUAUUAUACCCCAUUAUUAGAAUUGGUUCAUUCAGCUCAAUUGCAACAUCGAAAAUUCCACGACCCUACGAAGGUGCAAUUAUGCACACUAAUGAAUAUCAAAACUGGUGGUUGUACUGAAGAUUGUAAGUAUUGCUCUCAGUCCACUUCAAAUAAUACCGGCCUUAAUGCGGAGAAAUUAGUUUCAUUGGAAGAUGUUGUUCGAGAAGCUGAAGAGGCUAAGAAGAAUGGUUCUACAAGAUUUUGUAUGGGUGCCGCUUGGAGAGAUAUGAAUGGUAGGAAGAGUUCCCUAAAAAGAAUUUCUGAGAUGGUGACCAAAGUCAACGAGCUUGGGCUGGAAUCCUGUGUUACACUAGGUAUGGUAAAUGCUGAACAAGCGAAUCAGUUGAAAGAUGCCGGUUUGACAGCCUAUAAUCACAAUAUCGAUACUUCAAGGGAGCAUUACAAAAAUGUUAUUACCACUAGAUCCUACGAUGACAGAUUGGCAACAAUUAAGAAUGUUCAAAAAUCAGGGAUUAAUGCUUGUACUGGUGGUAUACUUGGAUUAGAUGAAACUCAAGAGGAUCACAUUGGAUUCUUGUACACUCUUUCUAAUAUCACUCCACACCCAGAAUCAGUUCCUAUUAAUAGAUUAGUUCCAAUUAAGGGAACUAAAAUUGUUGAAGAGUUAGAUAAACCUGAAGCAAAAAAACUUGACUUUGAAGAUAUUGUCAGGACCAUUGCCACUGCAAGAAUUGUAAUGCCAACCAGCAUUGUCAGAUUGGCAGCAGGGCGUUACACCAUGAAAGAAUAUGAGCAAUUUUUAUGCUUCAUGGCUGGGUGCAACAGUAUCUUUACUGGAAAGAAAAUGCUGACUACAUAUUGUAAUGGUUGGACAGAAGAUAAGGAGAUGCUAAGAAGAUGGGGUAUGAGACCUAUGAAAGCAUUUCAAAGGGCUAGCUACACUUUAUCAUGA
Naumovozyma castellii is the source of this 1110-nucleotide messenger RNA. RefSeq names its product biotin synthase (gene BIO2). The transcript has a single exon. Bases 1 to 1110 code for a protein of 369 amino acids. NCBI's taxonomy places the organism in Eukaryota, Fungi, Ascomycota, Saccharomycetes, Saccharomycetales, Saccharomycetaceae. The record is from RefSeq and is a predicted model, not a curated record.